AAUUUGUGUGGACUAGCAGACGACGUGUUUGUACACAAGAAAUAAGGUACAUUAUGAAAUUUAAGGAAGUUGUUAAAGCUUUCAAUUAAUACUAAAAUAAGGCAUGAUUAUGAUUUUAACAUAGCCUUAUUUAAUAUUGUUCCGAGCUAUCUUAUUUUGUGCAUAAAUGCCAAAAUACUAGAUAAUAUCACUAUGGAGUUAAAUAAUGUUGGAAGCAACAAAAGCUCAAUAUAUAUGGCAAUAUCAUUUAAAAAAUUAUGUUUGGCAACAGUGUCCUUACCUCUUGUUACUCUUUUAGUCUGUUUCGUUACAGCAUAUAUCUUCCAACAAGAUGACAUUCACGAAACACAUUGUAGGGUUUACAAUGUACUUCCAUCAAUCUCAGCCAUUACUGGCAUAUCUCCUCAAAGAUAUUUGUGGCGUAUAUGUAUAGCAUUACAUAUUGGUCCUCGUCUAAUUAUAGCCAAUGUUUAUCGUUCAUAUUAUCAUAAUAUACUGAAAGCAGUCGAGGAUGUACCUUUGAGAAUUAUGGGAUGUAGACUUUUAAAUUUAUGUUAUUGGUUGAAUAUCGCAGAAGUAGCAGCCUUAUGUGGCGUUACAUAUAUCUCCAACAGGGAAAAUUAUUCGGUGCAUGAAAAAAUUUUCAUUGCCUUCAUGAUUAGCUCUCUUACAUAUAUGCUAACAGCAGUAAGGCUUGGUCGCCUUGUGACGCCAAAUGCACAAAGUCUUCAAUACAAACAGGCACUUUUUGUAACAAGUCUUAUUAGUACUAUUGGACUUAUAAUUUUCUUCCUAAAACACAGAUUACUGUGCCACGAUCUAGCAUUUAGUUGGUUUUCCUUAUGCGAGUAUGUGAUUGCCUCUGCAAACAUGGGUUUUCAUGUUACUGUAGUUCUAGACUUUCCCAAAGAGCAUCUGGUUGUUGGGAAUGGUAUAUCUGCCUUAAAGGUGGAAUAACUCGUCGUAUUUUAUAUUCAUUAUCUUAUUAUUGUAAUCAAAGUGCCUACUGCCACUGUCUGGAAGUGCUAUUGCCAAAAAAUAAAACGAAAUUAUAUAUUAUAUAAAGCUGGGUAUCCGCUGGCAUAUACUGGAGAGCAUUUUUUUACUAAACAUGUCUGUACUAAACGAAGCUAAGAGGGUUUAUAAAUAGUUGUUGCCAUACAUUUUAUGAAUUCCGUGAUUUUGGCGAUACUUUUAAUGUCAUAACGUAAUAUGAAACGUAAAAUAAAUCUGCAACCGUCAUAUUUGAAUAUCGUUUUUCUCGAGAAAGAAAAAAGAGAGAGAGAAAUAUCACACAACUAAUUCAUGAUGUGAUGUCAGAGCUAAUAAGUGAUUAUAAACUCCCAAAAGUUUCGUUGUACGUUUGGUAAUUUAGAUUUUAUUUCAUAAAACUUGGUUUAUUGUAAACAAUUCUUGAAAUUUUA
Molecule: messenger RNA, 1424 nt
Organism: Colletes gigas
Lineage: Eukaryota; Metazoa; Arthropoda; Insecta; Hymenoptera; Colletidae
Product: post-GPI attachment to proteins factor 2-like
Exons: 5
Coding region: 193-957 (254 amino acids)
Biological process (GO): GPI anchor biosynthetic process
Cellular component (GO): Golgi membrane; endoplasmic reticulum membrane
Source: RefSeq, a predicted model, not a curated record